Messenger RNA from Nicrophorus vespilloides, 3583 nucleotides. RefSeq lists its product as uncharacterized. NCBI's taxonomy places the organism in Eukaryota, Metazoa, Arthropoda, Insecta, Coleoptera, Silphidae. Bases 374 to 3103 code for a protein of 909 amino acids. The record is from RefSeq and is a predicted model, not a curated record. The transcript has 6 exons.
GAAGACAUUUCGCGAGUCGACGACGACGGAACGCGAGGUGUUAAAUUAUUUUAAUCGUCGGAUUUGUGAUUUUGUGCUCCAAUAAAAUUAUAAAAAAAUAUAAUUACAUGAUUCUAUAAACAGCAAUAGGAACUAAUUGAGCAGCAAGAUUUCGCAACUUUAGAAAGACGACAGUAUAACUGUUAUAAGGAUACUUUAUUUAUAAUUAAAUACAAAGAUAAGAUUACAUUUUGGAAAACGUAGAAAGGAUUAUAGUGGACGUAGAAGUGAAUCAGCAUUGGAGCGCCGUUAUUUGAUAAUUGUUGUAUCGAACACAUGUCGCUCCAUCUGCCGUUUAAUCGAUUUAUACAGUUAAAGUAAAAGAAACGAUGCGAUGGUGAUGUGUUCGAUGGAUUCGCCGGUGGCGGGCAUCCCACGCCCGCCCCCGCUCAAUCCAUACCUGCUGCCUAAAGCAGCUUCCGGUUCGGCAUCCGUUUCCGGCGGAUUCCGUCUGCUGGACUCGCAACAGGAUGAUACAGGAAGUGUGUACAGCGUCUACAAGCAGAAGAUAGACGCGAUGUUCGAAUCGGACACAUCGUCGACGAAGAACAGCGUUCAGGCCAGGAUCGAGAAGAUGUUCACCGAUGUAGCCAUCGACAACGGUAUCCCCGUUAACGAUUACGGAUGCCACAAUUUCUCGGUGGACUAUCUAGGCUCAGUGCCCUUGCAAGAGAAAGUCACAAGUCUGGCAGGACUGCAAAAACCGCUGAAGGAUCUCUAUUUCGCGUACAAAAGAACAACAAAGCACAAGAAAACGUUGACCGGUCGAUUGGAAAUCUCAGCGGUCGGAUUAAAAGUCCAAUAUCAAGGAGAAAAAGGUGAUCUAGAACAGCUCAACUCUUUCCCAACGAUAGCCGUUUGGUCGGCGGUGAAAUUUGUCAUGAAUGAAAACACGAAAUCCUCAUAUGCAUUCCUCCCAUUGAUCACUGAUCCAGACAACAUUGACAAGAAACAGCUUUUCAAAGCAAUGGAUUCUAGCGAAAGAAAGAUAAUUGGAUCGAACAAUCCACACUCACCUUUAUUUGCCGUUGUCAUGAGGAAAAUUGGUGUGCACAAACAGCUAGAGUGUCAUGGAUUCGUCUGCCAAACAUCAGAAGAUGCCAUCGUCAUUGCGGCCACUCUCUACAAAUCUCUGAUGUCACAUAUGAAGGCCAAAGAGAAGAGGCCCAAGAACAGAAACGGCGUAACUUGCAUGUCAGUCGCAUCAACAAUCAAUGAACCACAUCCAGCACUUCCGAUUCCAGUUCGUCCGCCCAGAAAAAAACGAAGCAGCACUAUGUCCGGAGGCUCAUCAAUCAUAAGCGAUGUCGAUACAAUUGAUACUGAAACGGCGCCAUUACUGCAAGAUCGUUCAAAAUCUCCAAAAAAAAGUACGAAAACGAAACGAGCCCCAAAGGCACCGGACUUAUCGGAUUUAGAUGCAAUCCUACCAUACGAGGAGCCUACAAAUUUGGACAAACCUUUGAUUCAGCAACCUCCACCACCGUUAGGCGAUAAGUGGAACACCUACAAGAGCAAUCACCAAAAGCAAAUCACCGCAGAAAUCAAACAAGUUAUGAGUGAAAGCUCAAACAUGGGAUUGAAAAGAGUAAAAAGUGUAAGAAGGGCUCAAGAGGAAGUUCAAACUACAGGAGAUAACAACGGCGGCGAUAUUCUUACUAAGGUUACAAUUCCAAGGUCGGGUAGCUUUCUGAACGCCGGAGGAUUGACUAGGUAUAAAUCUAAAAUACAAAGACUCAAUGGCCAAGCAAGUGGCGGAUCUCCGUUGGGAUUCAACGAACUCUUCAACGAAUUCCGUCUACAGGAAGGUUUGAACUCGCUGGAUGAAAUCCUUGGAGUUAUCAUCGAUCCCGAGGGAAUGUCUUUCAACGAUCUGAAACCGAUCUAUAAAGAGUUUCUAUUGAAGCUUGCGGUGACGUUGACAAAGGACGAAUUGUAUCAGAGAUCAAAAGCUAUAAUGAGAAGGCAGAAGAAAAAGAAGCUGAUGCUGCGAAGGCCAGCGAAGAAAACUAAUCAAAAGAAGCAAAGGAUAGUUUGCUCAAAAUUCAAGAGAUUUAAGCACGUAUUUAAACGUUUUAAAUCAUCUUCUUCGCAGCAGCGACUGAAGGAAGAAGAAAAUAUCAAGCCAGAGAGCACGAUAUCCAGUUCAUCGUAUGACACGCAACACUUCACACCAAAAACGCCUAUUGUAAGGCAGAGUACGUCGGAGGAAAGCGAUUUUUUCUCGCUGAGGAAGUCGUCCAGGCAGAUCAACCAACAUAGGAAUAGUUCCAGCGGCUACGUCUCCUGCUCGGAAUGCUCUUUCGACAGCGACACUUGCACUUGCGUCUCCGCAGACAAAUGUUACUGUUCUUUAGGUAAUAAAAUUAACAACAAGUGCUCAGAUUUUGGUGAAUCUUUGACUUAUUGCGGAUGCGACACAGAUUCGUGCGCGGAUAGCAACAAAUGUUAUUGUAAUCGAGGUAACAACAUCAACGAUCAGCUUAAUCGAUUGAAGAACUACGUACCUCCGACAGCUAAAAACUGUUGCAAGAGAAAUUCUAAUACCAGAAGUACAAAGAGCGUUUUGGAAUACAUGCACAAUCCCAGCGAGAGGUACUACGAGAAGCUGCACUCGCGCCGGAAGAAAGAUUACGAAAUAAUGGAUCAAAGAUUCCUUUACAAAGAUCACAUUUGCAAUGAUGGCAGGAAGAGCGUUCAAUCAAGUGGGCCUUGCACCGAAGCCCUAUCCGUAAAGAAGUCGGCCGAGAUAGCAGCGCUUUUCGCAGACAUCAAGCUCAGCCAAACAACUGACAUCACGCAGAUUUUACCCAGACAUCACACCAAAUUCCCUUUCAGCAACAACCAACGUCUAAUUCCGAAUUCCCUUUAUACCAGUGGCUACGGGCACGGCGGUGGAAAUCGUGGCUUAUACAGCGCCAAAAACGGUCUGUACACCAUACAGAGCCAAUCCGACGAUAGCAGCCGCAGUAAAUCAGAACGCGACUAUUUCAACGUGAGCAAGAAGAAAUCGCAGAAGGUGCUAAGCUCAAAUCUUGAAAAUUCCCUCGGUUACUUACCUUGACAUCGAAUCGAGUCUAUAGAACACAGUGUUUAACGGCCUAGGGGGAUUUUUUUCUUUGGGGAAUAGGGGUUUGGCAACCUAUAUCUGUGGGGGAGGUUGAGAGACUCGGACAACAGAAAAUUGUAAAUCUUCACUUCCGGUCGCGGGAUUUUUAUCUUAAACUGUACGUGCAAUAUCUUAAACCAAAAAUGGAUCCACUAUUUUGUUUCUAUUUAGAUUUUUUUUCUUUAUUAAAUUAUGAUCCAUGAUGGAUGUAAAGAGAUGAUGAUAAAACUGUUAUAUUUUUUAUUUGGCUUAAAAAAUAUAUUCUGUUAAUAAAUAUGUAGACAUACAUACAUCAUAUAUGCCGGAUGGUUGCGUUCAAUCCCUAAACCUUUCUCAUAGUUCUAGGGAGAAAGUGGUUUAGUUGAUAAAGGAGUGCGAUCCGGCAAAUUUGAUUUUGUUCUUCGUGUAAUAUUUUUUCUUAGCUUUAAUAUUUUA